GGUCUGCUCUAAGGGCCUUUGCGUCUGGGCCCGACGUGGGGGAAUCCUGGCCGGUCACUGAGGGGAUCUCGGUUUCGUCGCCGGCUGCGGUGGACGACCGCCCCGUAACGAGGCUUAGUAGCAGGUAGCAGCUUACCUGUCCAUCUUGGGAUUCACCGAUCUUCACGGCCUGCUCCCCGACGUGCUCUCUGACCUGCUCCCCAACCUGCCUAUCUUGGGUUUGCCAGCCCCUGCAGCUACGUGACUUAUGAGAAACCUUGUGUUCUUGCCUGCCGACCUUGGGGAUUCCUCAACAAUCACAGCCUGUGAGUGGGAGCCCUGCUCAUUGACUUGUUCAUCUUGGGUUCACCGGCUUCUGCAGCUCCAUAAAUUGGGAAAGGCCUCUAUCCUCAUUCAAGGACUUGGGAUAUUCCAACCCCUACAAUCUCGUGAGCUGUUUCCUGGAUAUAAAUCUCUCUAAACAUAUUUAUAUACUUUACUGGUUUUGCUUCUCUAGAAAACCCAUCCUAAGACAAGUGCUUGACUACUGUGCUGCCAGGGCUUUGAAGCACCUAGCCCAUAAAAAAAAAUAAAUACUAAAUGUAGCUGUGGUUAUUAUUUCUGUUUUAGAGAGGAGGAAACAGUAUCGGAGAGGUUCAGUGACUUGCCCAGGGUCACACUGGGAAUUGGUGGAAGGGCCAAGUCUAGGACCUAGAUUUUCUGAUUUCCAACCUAGGAAUCUUUACCUGUAUCAUUGCUCCCCAUGCCUCGGGAGAUGGGGCUGCAGAAAUUGGAGGGCACCUCUUAAGACUCCAGAUUGUGUUAGCUGUGAAACCCCCACAGGACUCAGGUCCGCAUGGACUCAGUACCCAGUGCUUCGGAUCCUGUGCCUGUGGUUGAGAAUAUGAGCUGCGUGGAGCUGGGAAGGGAGGAGGUGGCUGGGAAGGGGAUGCUGCUAAUGACAAGUAAUCUGUGAAGGUGUACCAACCUGUUGGAUAGGUUUCUUUUCAUUACUGUUUGCCUUGCUAAAUUAUUAGUUUUCCCUUAUUCACUGCCACUUUUCCCAUCUGACCUGCUUGCCUCAGAGCAUUCUGGAAAUAGUUGGAAGGUAAUGAGGAGGAGUAUAAAUAGGCCCAUCAGGUACUCUGAAGCAUUACUAAUUUGAAAUUGUAUGUUCCUGGCACAACAGUGUGUACCUGUGGUCUUGUGAAUGGGCUGGAAGGUGUAAUAUUACAAAGAAUAAUUAGAAGUUAGGAAGUAUUUCUCUUGGAAUUCUUUAGACUCUUUGAGUCCAUGUGCAUUUUCUGAACCCAUUACAGUGGAAUUCUCGUGGAAAUAUUAAAAGUAUCUUAAACUGUAUUAUCUGGCAUUCUGUCAAUCAAAACACUUCUGUUUUUGCCGUUUCAGUCAAUGACAUUACCUUCUUCAAACCUUCAGCCUGAAGCCGCCUGUUGCCGCCAACUCCUGUCCUGAUUUCAGCUGAGCAUGCUGGGAUUUUAGUCCCCACUGAUGACCCUUUCACCCAAAGUCUCAUCACCCCUCACCUAGACUCAUGGCUCUCCCUCCUCCAACCCAUUCCCACCUUUGAUCUUUCAAAAGGGCAAAGGUGUGAUCUUGUAGCUGCCCUAUUGUAAGCUCUCAAAGGCUUCCUAUUAUUUACAGGAUAGAGUUGAAACCCCCCAACAGGGGACUCAAGGUUGUCUAUAAACCGACUCCAGGCUACCUUUCUGCCCUAAGCCACCUGCUGCAUGCUUUGGCUUCAGUUUGCACACCAACCACAGCAGACUCAACAUACUGGUUGUACAACCCAUCUUACCAUGUACUACGCACAUUCGUUUGCAGUGCUCCCUCAGCCUGUCUCAGAGUGCCUAAAUCCCGCUUAUUGUCCCAGUUCAGCUCUAGCCCUCGUUCUUCCAUGAAGCCUUCCUUAAUCUGCCUGUCAGAAUCAUGUUCUCCCCACCUCCACGUCUGUGUUCCCAUACCACUUUGUUUAUCCCAGCAUUUAACUAUAAUCCUCUUUUCACCUUGCACUUUAGAUGUUUGUAAAAGCCUCUGUCCUCCAUAGUAAGCUUCAGAGUACAGGUACUCUGUCUCAUUCUGCUUUAUAUCUUUUACAUUCCCUAGCCCCUACUUCGUAGGAGGUAAGUUGAACUCAAAUGGCAGUGUUAAUUGACAUACUUAGCGAUGGCUCUUAAACACUAAAGGGCCUCCACAUAAUUUGUACCCAUCGUCAUUUUACUACAAGUAAAUGUACAGUGUUCAAAGUCAUCAUACAUCCAACAAAUGCUUAUUGAACAUCUGCUGUGUUCUAGGUUCUGGUAGGGAUGCCCCAGUGAAAAAAGCAGAACGUCGCAGUUCUCUUGGGGAUCAAUAGUAAAGAAGUAAAAAACAGUUACAGUGAGAUAUGCUGUGAAGAAAACAAAGCAAAGUAAGGUAAGGGGGAGCUAUUUUAGAUGGAAUGAUUGCAGAAGCCUCUCGGUAAGUGUCUUAGUUAUCUAGUGCUGCUAUAACAGAAAUACCACAAGUGGGUGGCUUUAACAAACAGAAAUUUAUUUUCCCACAGUUUAGGAGCCUUUCUUUUUCUCUUGGCUCUGGGGACAGUCCAUGUCUCUUUUCAGCGCCUGUUUCUUGGUUCCCUGGAGAUCUCAUGUGAUGUGGCAGCUAUCUUCUCACAUCUGUGCUUUUUUAUGUCUCAAAAGAGAUUGACUUAAGAACACCUUGCACUAAUACUGCCUAAUUAACAUAACAAAGAAAAGCCAUUCCCAAAUGGAAUUACAACCACAGGUAUAGAGGAUAGGAUUUAUAACAUUUUGAGGGGACACAAUUCAUUCCAUAACAGUAACACUGGAGGAGAUGUAAAUAUGGAGAAGGAUGCAGCCAGACAAAGAUCUGGUAAAAUGGUGUUUCACACAGAAGUGAAACAGAUACACAUGGACCACAAGGCAUGAAUAAGCUUGGCAUCUUUAAGAAAAGGAAACCAAAGUCAGUGUGGGUGGAGCAUAGUGUAGCAAUGGUCAAAGGGUGUGAGAUGAAGCCAGAGAGGGAGACUACAACCAGACCAGGGAGGUGAAGAUAAGAAGCGUGGGUUGAAAAAUCAGUAACGAGUCCUUCCGUGUUUGGACAUAGAGAGCCAAAUAUGAUUAUCUGAAGUAAUAAAACUGCUCGUUUUAUGGCUACUCCAUAUUCCAAAUGAGGGUGUUCAGAAAACAGCAGAAUCAUAAAUGUCACUGGUUAGGUAUAUUCUAGGCAUAUUGAUGUGUUCAUUCUUCAUAAACUUUCUUGUAACCAUAGUGUGGCAAUUGCUUAGUCAUACCUUUGGAACCGUCUACUACCCUUCACAGCACCUUGCUCAGUUUUCCUAAUAUUUCUCCUUCUUCUCUUGCAUGUCCGCUCAAGCCACUGAGCUAGGAGCUUGUUGAAUCUUGUCUUCAGCUGUCAGAAUGACUUGAAUGGCUUUACUGGCAAUCUGAUACACUGAGUACAAUUACCCAAAGAGCUUGUCAAACUUUUUUUAACUCUGUCAUUUGAGAAAUCUAAUCCUGGUAUGCAGGAAUGUAAUAGAAUAAUGAAAUCCCCAAACUUUAAAGUUGAAAGGGAAAUUAUGUGUGGAUGGCCUACACUAUGUCAGGCAUUUUACUGGAUGUUUCCAUAUAUUAUCCCAUUUGGGCUUCAUAAGCCUGUGAGCUUAUCAGAGCCACUUAGAUGAGGUCACAGGCUCGGGGUGGUUACCUUAAGAUCAACGUUCCAAAGCCCACUCUCUUUCCAGUGAAGACUGUACCACUUAGUGGUUAAGAGCCUUGUCAUACCAGGUUUCAAAGAUGCCAACAAAAGACACACUCACACUACUUGUGCAUGGACUAACACAUUACAUAAGAGAGAGUAAGAUCAACUUCACUGUGGGCACUGGUCUCCCAUGACCAGUGGAUGCCCCCAUAUGGCCGGUGCAGGACAGAUGUUUUGCUGUCACCCCUCUUGUGCCAUAGACUAGAGAGACCCUGUUCCCUCCCUACCAGGAACAGAGAAGUGGGGUUGGCCAGAUGCCAUAUGGUGCCCAUGCACAUGCAAGAGACAGUGAAAGUUACCGUGUGCCCAGAACAGGGGGAAGGCUUCUCUGACAAGAAGGAACUGGAAGAGACAGAGUGACCCAAUUCCCAGCCUCCUUAUCAGAGAUGUUCUGGGCCCAGGGUCUAGGCAUGGGAGGCGUGGAGGCAGACUGUUUACCCAAGAAGUGUGGACUUCUUAGGCCAGGCCACCAUUGGAUAUGAAUCCAGAUAAGCGGGGAAGUUAUUUACUCUCUCUCUGUUUUAUUUUCCUCAAGUAAAAAAACGAGAAUGAUAAUAAUAGUACUUUACUGAUAGAGUUAUUAUGAGGAUUAAGUAGUUAAUAUAUGUAAAGUAGAAGCCUGGUGGCUCCGUGGUUAAGCGCUCGGCUGCUAACCAAAAGGUCAGCAACUUGAACCUACCAGCCACUCUUAAGAAAAGACCUGGCAAUCUGCUCCCAUAAAGAUUAUAGCCUCGGAAACCCUAUGGGGCAGUUCUUCUCUGUCAUGUGGGGUCACUAUGAGUCAGAAUCAACUUGAUAGCACACAAUAAGAAUACAUAAAGUGCUUAGCUUGUUAUGUGGUUCCUAGCAAUAAACAGUAAGUGUCUUUUAUUUUCACUGUACCACACUGCUGUUUUAGGAACCUUAGAGUUCAUAUAACACAGCACAGGUUUGUUGCAACCUUGCAGAAAAGAAAACUGAAGUCUAGAGAAGUGAAGCGUCAUGACCAAAAUCAUAGUCAUUCAUGAGCAGAGGCAAGAUAAUAACUUUGUGUUCCUGUUGCACGUAUUUUUUUCUUCCUUGCGCACAUACACUAACUUCAUACUUACAGCCUCGCUCCCACGUGGGCUGUUCAUCCUGCAUGAUCCUCAGAGCCCCAGCCUGUGCUGCUCCCAUUCCCCACCUGGCUCUACCCUCUUCCUUGUUCACGUCCACCUGGGGGAGCGGUGGUUGUACUGGGGCCAGAGCUGGCGUCUAGGAAGUGGGAGCCAGUGGUAGGGCUCUGGGUUGUCUGGGUUGUCUCUGGUAUCACACUUCUGAGCUUCACUGUUGACUUGCGAGUGAGUGUGUGUGUGUGUGUGUGUGUGUGUGUAUAAAUCCCAAAGCAUUUGGCGACCCAUGUGUGCCUUCUGUCCCAUUUCUUAACUGGAAGGAACAAGUGACCGACUUUUUGUUUUGUUUUUUAUUUUUGAAAGAAGGAGGUCUUGGAUCCUUGAGAGGGUUUUUUUUUCUUUCUUUGUUUUUUUGGCAUAUACACGUAGAGAGGGAGAAGAAACAGGCCCCUAGGCACGGAGCACUUGAAGGUACUUGCGAGAUUUCCUAGGAGGGAAAUGUGAUUUGCUAUAUAAAGGAGUCUCCACCCCAUCCCACAUUUUUUUUAAGUGUAGGGUUAAUAUGCUCCUUAGAAGCAAGGCUGGUGAGACUGCAUCUUACAUACUUUGGACAUGUUGUCAGGAGGGCUCUGUCCCUGGAGAAGGACAUCAUGCUUGGCAGAGUGCAGGGUCAGCAGAAAAAAGGAAGACCCUCAAUGAGGUGGAUUGACACAGUUGCUACAACAAUGAGCUCAAGCAAAACAAUCAUUGUAAGGAUGGCUCAGGACUGGGCAGUGUUUCAUUCUGUUGUGCAUAGGGCCGCUAUGAGUCGGAACUGACUAGGCGGCACCUAACAACAACAACAACAGGGCUAAUAUUAAGCCAUGCUGCAGUGUGCGGUUUUAAACCAAGGCUUCAAACUGGUUCAUUCUGGUUUGAACUCCUGCUGAGAAUUUGCCUUUCUAACAAGUUGCCAGACGGUGCUAAUGCUGCUGGGUAGGGGCCUUUUCUGACAACCACUAGUAGAGCAGUGGUUCUCAAAGUGUAUUAUAUGUAAGAAUCACCUGGGGAUCUUGUUAAAAUGUAUGUUCUGAUUCAGUGUAUCUGGGGUAGACGAACCGGUUCGAAGCCCUGUUUUAAACAUAAAAUGUUGGGAAUUUGCUUUGGUGUUCUGUCAUUGAUUUUCUGGUAUAUGGGAGGAAAUGCCUCUCCCUACCAAAUUUGAAUUAUUUUCUAAAAGAUGUUUUUUCCAAAAAUUAGAAAUAAUGCCUGACCUUUGAAAAGUGCUUCAUGGAUUUCAAAGCACUCCCAGGUAUAUUAUCUUGUUGAGCCUCCACAGUGACCUUGUGAGGUAGGCAGGGCAGAUAUCACUGUCCCCAUACUGCAUAAGAAGAAAUAUGAAACCUAAAAAGGUAAGGGGGCAGGCGCUUAAGGUCACACAGCGGAAGCUAGAAGUUGGUCUUAGCUUUUCUUUUUACUAGCAUGCAUUGCCUUCUUGUUUUAAAUUAGGGAGAGUCAUGUUUGCAUUUGCAUCAGUAAUAGUGUUGCAUAUUUCCUUCUUACAGGUCCAGUUAUAUCUUUUGACUUUCACAAAUGGCUUCCCAGAAAUCUGCAAAGGAAACUGUCCUCAUUACAGGAGGAGGUGGCUAUGUUGGUUUCCGCCUAGGCUGUGCUCUGAACCAGAAGGGAGCUAAUGUGAUUCUGUUUGACAUCAACAGCCCCCUUCACACCAUUCCAAAAGGAAUCAAAUUUGUACGUGGAGACAUUCGCCACCUCUCUGACAUCGAGAAAGCCUUCCAGGAUGUGAAUAUCACCUGUGUGUUUCACAUUGCCUCUUACGGCAUGUCGGGGCGGGAGCAGUUGAACCGAAACCUGAUAGAAGAAGUCAACGUCAGGGGCACAGACAACAUGCUGCAGGCCUGCAGAAGGAGAGGGGUACCGAGGUUAGUUUACACUAGCACUUUCAAUGUCGUGUUUGGAGGGCAAGCUAUCAGAAAUGGAGACGAAUCUCUGCCUUACCUACCUCUUCACCUCCAUCCUGAUCACUACUCCCGGACCAAGUCAAUCGCAGAGAAGAAGGUGCUGGAGGCAAAUGGCACAGCCCUCGAAGGGAGUGAUGACGUCCUGAGAACCUGUGCCCUGAGAUCAGCCGGCAUCUAUGGGCCUGGAGAACAAAGGCAUCUUCCCAGGAUUGUGAGCUACAUCGAGAGAGGGCUGUUCAAGUUUGUGUAUGGGGAUCCUGGGAGCCUGGUUGAAUUUGUCCAUGUGGAUAACUUGGUACAGGCUCACAUUCUGGCCUCAGAGGCCCUGAAAGCUGACAGGGGCCACAUCGCCUCAGGGCAGCCCUACUUCAUCUCAGAUGGUAGACCUGUGAACAACUUUGAGUUCUUCCGGCCCUUGGUUGAGGGCCUGGGCUACACGUUGCCAUCCAUCCGACUGCCGUUGACCCUCAUCUAUGGCCUGGCUUUCCUAACAGAGAUGGUGCACUUCAUUUUGGGUCGGCUGUACAACUUCCAGCCUUUCCUCACCCGCGCUGAAGUUUAUAAAACUGGUGUCACACAUUACUUUAGCCUAGAGAAGGCCAAGAGAGAGCUGGGUUAUGAGGCUCAGCCAUUUGGCCUCCAGGAAGUAGUAGAAUGGUUUAAAGCCCAGGGUCAUGGCCAAAAUCAUGAGAGUCAUGACUCAGGGUGUCUUGUUUGGAACUGGCUGGUGGUCUUCCUCCUGGUCAUAGCAGCUCUCAUGUGGCUGCCUUCAUCUCUGAUUCUGUCAGUGUGAAGGAGGAGCUUGAAACAAGGAGCUGAUCACACUUGCAGAGAUGGUUUUCAAGAAACACAGGGUUUUAAGUAUAUAUAGUGACAUCUGGUGCCACAUUUUGACUCUUCAAAUUACUGCUUAAGAAUGGAUUCUUGGAUUAGAUCUCCACUUCUAACCUCCUUACACUAAUCUCUGAUGGGAGAAAAACAAAGCAAAGGCACAUUAGAAUGUAGUUUCUUAUGUCCUUCUACUUUAAAGAGUACAGUAGAAGUCAUAGAGCUAGGCUUCAGGUGGAAAUGUCUUACUUGAAUUUCUCAGAGGCCAAAAAUGCUCUUAUUUCUGUUUCAGACACUACGCACAUACUUAAAAUGCACUAAAAUCUGAUUGAUAUAGGAUUGUAUGGCUUAACAGUAAUAGGCUUGGAAAUGUGUGGAAUACACCAGAUUGGACUAGAAGCCUAACUGACCCACCCUCUGAGGAGGUGGUGGUUUUUACAGAGGCAUUAGUUGCUCAAAGCAUAAGUUUUAGGUAUCACUUUUGCACUUUGUGAUUUAAGGACCAUCAUGUCUGUGACCAAAUGGUGCUGUUUGAUGUUUAAACAAAUUAGAUCUGGACCCUACCUCACUGGAUUCUUGUGAGGAUUAAAUUAGAUAAAGCAUGCAAAGUGCCACUCAAAUAAAUCGUUUUUAUUAAUACUGUUAUUACACAUCCAAAGUAUUCUCAUCAGAGCCUGCAAUAAAUGUGCUUGAACAUACUCUGUGGCAGCAAAGUUUUGGCCUCUAAGGAUAGAUUGAAGUUGAGGAAAAAUUUGAUGAUUAAGGGAUGUGGUCAGGCUGGAUGAUGCCAUUUUUCGUCAAAAAAGUGAAGCAUAACUCUAAUUGACUGGUGUUCUCACUGGGAAGAAUUUGGCUCUCUGAAGGCAACUUACGAAGAGGAAUGUUGUGAACAAUGGUGGCAUUGUCUACCCACCCGUGGAGAUGGCUGUGGACGAUGUGCAAGUCACACCAUUGCAUAGGAACCAAGGUGGGAGGAGACCGAAUCUACGCAUUCCAUGAUUCCAGCCACGGAAAGGAUAGCAUUAGAACAUGAUGAGGAGGAUAGAUUGUUGUAGAAAGUCACAUUAGAAUUAUUCCGUGAGUAGUUGAAUACUGCCUGGAUGUUUUGGAAAGAGCACUGAACACGAUGUUAGAAGACCUGCCUUAAUCACAAAUACUUUUUGUGGCCUUAACAAAUAAUGGAAGCCUCUCUAGACCUCAGUUUCCUCAUUUGGGAAAUGGGAAUGACCAUAUUUGCCCUUUUAUCAACCUAUUCACCCCACAGGGUUUGUUGUGAGCAUAUAAUAUAAUGUGGUGAAAGUGCUUUUAAUAUAUAAAUUACAAUAUAAAUGUGAGGUGGUGGCAAUGAUUGUUUUUAGUGAAAUAUUUUUGGAGUCUUUUGUGUCAUAAAUAAACUUUGUACUGGGCUUAAUUUGUGUGAGCACUUAUAGGAUCUCCAGCACUCAGGGGGCUGGCUAUAGGGCAGGUGACUGCAGACUUCCGGGCUAAUAAUGACACAGCAUAUCUGUAGUGUGUCGCCGAUAAACCAGAUAAGUGCAGUACAACAUGUAUCCGUUAUCAUUGAGAGAGAUCACAGACUUUUAAAAAAUAUUUUUUAACGAAAGCCCUGCAAAAGAAUGAUAUAUACAUCUUAGUUUUCUUUAAAACCAAGUAUACUGAGCAUAAUUUUUUC
Molecule: messenger RNA, 9314 nt
Organism: Loxodonta africana (African savanna elephant)
Lineage: Eukaryota; Metazoa; Chordata; Mammalia; Proboscidea; Elephantidae
Gene: SDR42E1
Product: short chain dehydrogenase/reductase family 42E, member 1
Exons: 3
Coding region: 6426-7607 (393 amino acids)
Biological process (GO): steroid biosynthetic process
Molecular function (GO): 3-beta-hydroxy-Delta5-steroid dehydrogenase (NAD+) activity
Source: RefSeq, a predicted model, not a curated record